This is a messenger RNA of Pseudocercospora fijiensis CIRAD86, 1353 nucleotides long. RefSeq lists its product as uncharacterized. The record is from RefSeq and is a predicted model, not a curated record. NCBI's taxonomy places the organism in Eukaryota, Fungi, Ascomycota, Dothideomycetes, Mycosphaerellales, Mycosphaerellaceae. The transcript has 4 exons. The coding region runs from base 1 to 1353 and encodes 450 amino acids.
AUGUUGUACAGCACAGGCUCACGCGACUUUCAGGCCCUCCUUCAAGAAAGCGUGAUGGGCGAGUCUGUGCAACGCUCAAUAUCUCAGCUUCAUCAUCUUCCUCGGGUACAUCACACAGAAGCCACUAUGGCUCCCAUUGUCAUUGCUGGCCGUCGAUGCAUUGCCAUCCUCGCCAUCGUACAGUCGUUACUGGAGGUUGCUGCUGCAUCUGGCCUCGCAACAGUCACACCCUGCCCUGAUUGUGGUCCUUCGAUCGCGCCAAGACCGAUCUCUGUCACAGCUCAAUAUCAGACAGUGUCCACAUGCGUGCCAUCUACCACCACGGUCACCUUCCCAAAGACGAAGCACCAUACCACAACAUUGGAGUCGGCCGUAAAGACGAUUCCUUCAUGCACUUCAUACGCGUGGGUGUCUACCGAGAUUCCCUGGUACAUGAAUGGUACCGCGACUUCGACUCUGGUCACAACUACGAAUCAACCCGUCACGUUCAACAGUCUUCAUUACACGGAAACGCACACCACGACCAUUACUCUACCAAGUUAUGACCACGGGAACCGCACCAAUCAUACAUCCACACUCAAGGUGUCAGAGACAACUAUCGACAUCAAGGAUUUCUGCGACUACAAAUCCAUCGGACCGAUUGGGAUUCCAGGCUACGGUGGAAGUGGACUUUGCAAGGACUGUGGGCCGGAUAGCAAGCGUGCUUUGACCCAGCGCUUCACGGUCAUUUCUUGUGCCAAUAGACACUGUACAACCUUCAACGAGACCCGAAUUGCGUCGCCGACUACUUACACGAGGAAUGGACGUCCACAUGUGACAACAACAACGCACACUUACUGCCCGACUGCCACUCCAGCUAGUGCCAUUCCUCGAGAAUCAGCGGCUGCAUCCACGGCGGUGGCAAGCACAACUACAACGGCAACUCAACCCACUGGAUACGAUUCCAAGAGCGCAGCAGGGCCGACCACAUCACCGACCGCAACACCGAGUGUUGGAUCUGAGCCAGACGAAGACGAGCUCUGGCCUUCAGCCGGGCCUUCAGAAUACGAGCCUACAACCACAGCUGAUGAGACUGAGCCCACGUACGGCGGUGGAGAGGGAUCGGCCGAUCCUUCAGCAGAUUUGGAGCAUGACGAGCCUGCGCCCACGCCAUACCAGCCCCCAGCACGUUCGUACAAGGCCUUCAAGCGACAAGGGUUAGAAAAACCCAAAGGCCGCCUCGUGAAGCUUGGCAUGCUGUACAGGUCAAGGCGAUGUUCUGACCACAAGGAAAUUUCGUAUUUGAGCAUUGGUGUAGCCAUUGGGCGACACAUGAUGAACGCAGGCAUUCACGGCAGAAACUUUAGAAUUUGA